Molecule: messenger RNA, 1101 nt
Organism: Oikopleura dioica
Lineage: Eukaryota; Metazoa; Chordata; Appendicularia; Copelata; Oikopleuridae
Source: the annotation of a GenBank genome assembly
AUGCCUACAUUGUCCGCAUUUAAUACCACACUUGUAAAAAACUUCACCGACGCCACUGGAGAGCUUGUGAAAUUCUGCCGAAAACAUGAUGGCGGCCAAACUAGCUGCGGAUCGAAUCAGUACUGCUGUCCAAAUGGUGAUGGCUGUUGCCUAAAUUACAUUGACCUGUGGUGGUUCUGGUGCAUCUGGGUGCUCAUUAUUGGAUUCUCUUGCUUUUGCGCCUAUCAGCAUCAUCGAGACCUUGCUGUUCAAUCACAACCUUCUGCAGCUGCACGUGGAACAAUUUACGUAGCAACAAACGCCUAUCCCGGCCCUCCAGUUGAUGGCGACAAAGACCAGCUGGGCUACUGUAAGCUUCCCAAGUAUGACCCGCAGCUGAAUGUUCACUCCGAGUCACCUCCUCCUCCUUACAGGUCGAUCAACCAAAUAAAUUCAUGGACUUCAAUAAUCACCGACUCAUGGAAUUCAUUCUGGACGUCCACUCGAGCAAACCUCACUCGAGAAAUUUCAAAACCGAGCACUUCUUCUAACACUGAUUCAAAUCCAGGUCCUUCUCGAGUAGAAGAAGAGUCCGAAGACGAGCAAGACACUUACCCAGACACCGUUCGUCGGCUGCGCGAAGAACAGGAUCUUCAUAGUACGGAAAUUGAUGGGAAUCAACCUUCAACUCGAAGUUACUUUCAAAAGUGGUGCAGCUUCUGGUGCGCGGAUGAUCUCACCUACGAUGUAGAGCUGGAUAGUGGCGAGCAUCACGACGAUGCGACAACAACAGAUGGUACAGAAUUAAAAGCAGCAACGAGGACGAUCUCCUCGCGCUCCUCGCAUUCUGGUCGCCCUGGACAGCGUAGCAAUCGCUCAAACUCGAUCAUUAGCUCCAUCGAAAUAGCCGUCACAAAUAUCAAAGAAUCGCCAAAGCUCACUCGAAAUUCAACAUCAGUGGCUCGCAGACUGUCUCAUGAUCCAUUUCUUCUCUGCCACGAUCUUCAAACAAUAGAAAUGCGCAAAUUCCAGCAAAAGCGUCGCAUGUCUGAACAAUUAAAUCCUUCACCUUACCGUCCCGUCGAUCCUCUCCGUUCAAAAACGUCGCUUCACAACUAUUGA